CGGCCGCCGCAGCUGGCGCAGCUGGCGCAGCCCCGCUGCCCGCCGCCGCCGCCCGGCCCCGCAGCCCCUGAGUCCCGCGCACCCCUCGGGCUCCAGCAUGAGCGGCGGCAGCGGGGGCGGCUCCUCGGCACCCGGCCGCUUCGCCGACUACUUCGUGAUCUGCGGGCUGGACACCGAGACCGGGCUGGAGCCGGACGAGCUCUCCGCUUUAUGCCAGUAUAUACAGGCCUCUAAAACCCGAGAUGGUGCCAGCCGUUUCAUUUCAAGUGCAACAGAAGGGGAGAACUUUGAUCAGACUCCGUUAAGACGCACAUUUAAGUCCAAAGUUCUUGCCCGCUAUCCUGAGAAUGUUGAAUGGAACCCUUUUGACCAGGAUGCAGUGGGAAUGCUGUGUAUGCCUAAAGGACUUGCUUUCAAGACACAAGCAGAUUCUAGAGAACCUCAGUUUCACUCUUUUAUUAUUACUCGUGAAGAUGGCUCACGGACAUUUGGAUUUUCUCUCACGUUUUUUGAGGAAGUUACUAGCAAGCAGAUCUGCAGUGCGAUGCAGACAUUGUAUCAUAUGCACAAUGCUGAAUAUGACAUUCUUCAUACUCCACCCACAAAUGAUAAAGAUAGCUGCAGCAGCACUGGAGACUGCAACGGCACUUCUAUUUCAAAGCUACAGCGUUUUAACUCGUAUGACAUUAGCAGAGACACGCUCUAUGUCUCAAAGUGCAUUUGUUUGAUUACUCCCAUGUCUUUCAUGAAAGCUUGUAAGAAAGUACUAGAACAACUUCACCAAGCAGUGACUUCGCCUCAGCCACCACCUCUACCUUUAGAAAGCUACAUCUACAAUAUUCUCUAUGAGGUUCCUCUUCCUCCAGCAGGAAGGUCAUUAAAAUUUUCAGGUGUUUAUGGACCAAUUAUCUGCCAGAGGCCAAGCACCAAUGAACUACCGUUAUUUGAUUUCCCAGUUAAAGAAGUAUUUGAGUUGCUUGGAGUCGAAAAUGUGGUUCAACUCUUUACCUGUGCACUCUUGGAAUUUCAGAUACUGCUUUAUUCACAGCAUUAUCAGAGACUGAUGACUGUGGCAGAGACCAUUACAGCACUAAUGUUUCCAUUUCAGUGGCAGCAUGUGUAUGUUCCUAUCCUUCCUGCAUCGCUCCUUCACUUUCUAGAUGCUCCUGUCCCUUAUCUGAUGGGCUUGCACUCCAAUGGACUGGAUGACAGGUCUAAGCUGGAGCUUCCUCAAGAGGCUAACCUUUGCUUUGUGGAUGUAGACAACCAUUUCAUCGAGCUGCCAGAAGACUUGCCCCAGUUCCCAAAUAAACUUGAGUUCGUACAGGAAAUUUCAGAGAUACUAACGGCUUUUGGAAUUCCUCCUGAGGGAAACCUUCAUUAUAGUGAAAGUGCUUCAAAGAUGAAGAGCCUCAGAGCAUGUGACCUGGUUUCUGAUAAAAGAAAUGGGAACGUAGCAGGAUCACCUUUGAAUUCCUAUGAGUUGCUAAAGGAAAAUGAGACCAUUGCAAGACUCCAAGCACUGGUUAAAAGAACAGGUGUGAGCCUAGAAAAGCUGGAGGUGCGAGAGGAGACUAGCAGCAAAAAGGAUCUUAAAAUUCAGUGUGAUGAAGAGGAAUUCAAGAUUUACCAGCUGAAUAUUCAAAUCCGUGAAAUUUUUGCCAACCGCUUCACACAAAUGUUUGCGGAUUAUGAAGUAUUUGUCAUUCAACCCAGUCAGGACAAGGAAUCUUGGUUUACAAACAGGGAACAGAUGCAAAACUUUGAUAAAGCAUCUUUCUUGUCAGACCAGCCUGAGCCUUACUUGCCCUUCCUCUCAAGAUUCCUGGAGACACAAAUGUUUGCAUCUUUUAUUGAUAAUAAGAUCAUGUGCCAUGAUGAAGAUGAUAAAGAUCCUAUUUUGAGAGUAUUUGAUUCAAGAGUGGAUAAAAUUAGGCUGCUGAAUGUUAGAACACCAACUCUGCGCACAUCUAUGUAUCAGAAAUGCACAACCAUUGAUGAGGCUGAGAAAUCAAUUGAGUUAAGACUAGCAAAAAUAGAUCACACUGCAGUCCAUCCACACUUGCUGGACAUGAAAAUUGGGCAAGGGAAGUAUGAACUUGGAUUUUUUCCCAAACUUCAGUCUGAUGUUCUAUCCACUGGACCAGCAAGCAACAAGUGGACAAAGAGAAAUGCUCCUGCACAGUGGAGACGGAAGGAUAGACAGAAGCAACACACAGAGCACUUACGUCUUGACAACGAUCAGAGAGAGCACCUGGACUUUUCCAUGCCAGAACUUCAGUUGCAGUUAUGUUUAGACUGGGACCAGCAUGAUUGGCCCUUCAUGCCCUCUAUAAAAUCUGUGUCAGAGCGUUAUCUGAAGUAUAUCCAAGAAGCCAGGAACUUGGGCAGCACUAUUCGGCAGCCAAAGCUGUCAAACCUCUCUCCGUCAGUAAUUGCACAAACUAACUGGAAGUUUGUAGAAGGCUUGUUGAAGGAAUGCCGAAAUAAGACCAAGAGAAUGUUGGUUGAAAAAAUGGGACGAGAAGCUGUGGAGCUAGGUCAUGGUGAAGUGAAUAUCACAGGUGUAGAAGAGAAUACCCUGAUAGCUAGUCUGUGUGACCUCUUAGAAAGGAUAUGGAGCCAUGGUCUGCAAGUCAAGCAGGAUAGAAGCUGUACUGCUUUCGUCUUAGAAGACAGAGCAUCAGUAUACUCUGCUUCAACCCAGAUUUGGGCCUUUCAGACCACCAGACGGCCAACCCUACAUAAGGGGAAGUCUGCUUUGUGGUCUCAUCUGCUACAUUACCUUGAAAACAGGCAGAGGAAAACAACAUCAGGCAGUUUCAGUACCUCAGGAAUACUACUUGAUUCAGAAAGAAGAAAGUCGGAUACCAGUCCAGGCAUGUCACCUCUCAGAAUCUCUCUGGUCCAGGAUAUGAGGCAUAUCCAGAAUAUCAGUGAGAUCAAAACAGAUGUUGGCAAAGCCAGAGCCUGGGUUCGUCUCUCUAUGGAAAAGAAGUUGCUCUCUAGGCAUCUAAAACAGCUGCUUUCAGAUCAUGAACUCACAAAAAAACUCUACAAGCGUUACGCAUUCCUCCGCUGUGAUGAUGAGAAAGAACAAUUCUUAUAUCAUCUCCUGUCAUUCAAUGCUGUUGAUUACUUCUGCUUUACCAAUGUUUUCACAACAAUCUUGAUACCAUACCAUAUAUUGAUUGUUCCUAGCAAGAAACUUGGUGGCUCCAUGUUUACAGCCAAUCCUUGGAUAUGUAUCUCAGGAGAGCUGGGUGAAACAGGAGUCUUGCAGAUUCCCAGGAAUAUAUUAGAAAUGACUUUUGAGUGCCAGAACUUGGGAAAACUGACCACAGUGCAAAUAGGACAUGAUAAUUCAGGGCUGUAUGCCAAGUGGCUAGUGGAGUAUGUUAUGGUCAGAAAUGAAAUAACAGGGCAUACUUACAAGUUUCCCUGUGGAAGGUGGCUUGGAAAGGGAAUGGAUGAUGGCAGCUUAGAGAGGGUCCUGGUGGGAGAGCUGCUGACAUCCAACACUGAGGUUGAUGAGCGGCAGUGUCGAACCCCUCCUUUGCAGCAGUCACCAAGCAUGAUCAGAAGAUUGGUCACUAUAUCACCAAACAAUAAGCCAAAGCUAAAUACUGGCCAGAUACAAGAAGCUAUUGGUGAAGCUGUCAAUGGCAUUGUUAAGCAUUUUCACAAGCCAGAGAAAGAGAGGGGCAGUCUGACACUCUUGCUGUGUGGAGAAAGUGGACUUGUUUCAGCUCUUGAGCAAGUAUUUCAACAUGGAUUUAAAUCACCCAGGCUCUUCAAAAACGUCUUUAUUUGGGACUUCUUAGAAAAAGCACAAACGUAUUAUGAGACCCUUGAACAGAAUGAAAUGGUUCCAGAAGAGAAUUGGCAGACAAGGGCCAGGAAUUUCUGUCGCUUUAUCACUGCUAUCAACAACACUCCUAGAAACAUUGGGAAGGAUGGCAAGUUUCAGAUGCUGGUGUGUCUUGGAGCCAGAGACCACCUUUUGCAUCAUUGGAUCGCCCUGCUCGCAGACUGCCCGAUCACAGCACAGAUGUAUGAAGACAUAGCACUGAUUAAAGAUCAUACUCUAGUGAAUUCUUUGAUUCGAGUGCUGCAGACCUUGCAGGAGUUCAACAUUACGCUGGAGGCAUCUCUUGUCAAAGGAAUCGAUAUUUGACCUCUUGUCCCACAAAAAAACAACAAAAACUGUUUAAAACAUCACCACCAACAACAA
Molecule: messenger RNA, 4234 nt
Organism: Phasianus colchicus (ring-necked pheasant)
Lineage: Eukaryota; Metazoa; Chordata; Aves; Galliformes; Phasianidae
Gene: DENND5A
Product: DENN domain containing 5A
Biological process (GO): retrograde transport, endosome to Golgi
Cellular component (GO): trans-Golgi network
Molecular function (GO): small GTPase binding; guanyl-nucleotide exchange factor activity
Source: RefSeq, a predicted model, not a curated record